AUGUCGUCCUUGAGAAGCAGUAAGAGAAAGUCAGAAUCCGUUGACAAGGAGAAGGAAACCGGCAAUAUGCUUUGGAAGAAGACCCGGACCAACACCCCUGUAGCUGUAGCGGCCGCAACAGCCAAAGCAGAUGCUUUGCUCACCCCGGACUCAACGCUUGAUGCCAACAUCGAGGAGGCUGCGGUUGCAGUGAACCACAAAGACCCUGAUUUCGGAACCAGCACAGCCAUCAAGACCUUCUAUGAGGGAAGGAACAGUUGCGGAAGUAGUAUCAACUGGGUGGAAACGCCACCAAAGCAACUCGCCGAGAAGAAGGCUAAAGCAAACACCCGAGUUGCCAUCAAAAUCUUCAAAGUCAAAGACCACGGCCAACCAACCAUUUCAGGUCGCACUCCGCUCAAAAUUCACAUGGUUGAACUCCAGAGCCGCGUGCUCGUCACAGCCCUCAAGCCGAUCCUCAAAGAUGCGGGCAUGUUUGUCGAGAGUACGGAGCCCGCUAAAUUCUCCGAGCCUUUCAAACCGCUAUUCUUCUCGUACGAUAAGAUCAUGGACUUGAAUGCCCGGACGAAAAAGGAUGGCCCUCUCAAACAGCACCUUGACCUACUUAUCCAAAUCAUGGAAGAAUUAUUCGGCGGAUUCAUGACGCAUCUGAAGAAUCUCAAAGCCAGUGGCCUGAUCUCGUACAAGCUGGCUUGGACCUACCUCCCUAAGGGCACGAUGCUCUACUGCCCAUCGAAGGACUCUGAUCGUGUGUGCCGUGUUGUUCGGACUGCGUAUGCUACUGGACAGUGUAAUUACUUGGAGAUAGCGGCGGAGGAAAUCGCAUUCGACGGAGAAACCUUUGCAUGGACGCCGAUUGAUAGACAAAUUCCCUUGUUCGAAGGCAACCUUCCUAUUACAGUGCUUCCGGUUUAUCCACUAUCCUUUCAUGAAAAUCCAGAGGACAUUAUAGAGCGAUUAAGCCGUAGGGCUAAGAAGACGAUUGAGUACCAAGAACUUACUUAUUGCGAGUACACGGGUGUUGCUUUGCAACAAAUUCAGCAGGGGUUUGCAAGGCACAAUGUUACUGGCCGAAUCCUUAUCGACUACGUUGGAUAUAAGAAGCAUAAGGAUGGGGUCCAGAAAACGAGCAAUAAUGCCAAUCGUUCUAGGGGCAAUGUUACUUCUACUAAGGAAGCUACUCUUCUCCAAUCCCUUGAUAAGGAAACGCAGGAGGAGAAUAAAGAGGAGAUGCUAAAUAGAGAGGAAGACUUGCCUUAUGUCUCACCACUAUUGAAGGGCUACGCGUUGAAGAAUAAGGAGUGGCUAUUCUUCUAUGUCAACGACAUCAAGUCUAUGGUCUGGAACGAUGAUGCAUACGGCCAUCUAGUGUAUCCAGAGGAGCAGAAGGAUCUAGUUCUAACAUUUGUUGAUAACCACCUGCGCCUGAAGACUCGUGUAGAUGAUGUUAUCAUGGGAAAGGGCCAGGGAUUGAUUAUGCUUCUUAGCGGACCCCCUGGGACUGGCAAAACCUUGACAGCCGAAGCUGUGGCUGAUAAAACGAGACGACCACUAUACUAUCUCCAAGCUGAAGAUCUCGGGACAGAUGCCGCCCACCUCGGGUCCAAAAUUAAGAAAGUAUUUGAGAUGGCAACAGAAUGGGAUGCUGUGAUCCUGCUUGAUGAAGCCGAUGUCUUCAUGGCCGAACGUGACCCGGGUGAUAUCGCCCGAAAUGAGCUAGUAUCAAUCUUCCUCCGCGAACUAGAAUACUUCCGCGGAAUAAUCUUCCUCACCACCAAUCUCUACUCCACUAUUGAUACCGCGUUCCGCUCACGCGUGCAUCUGCAUCUCGUCUUCUCCCCGCUGCCCUUCUCCUCGCGACUCAUUCUAUGGCAGAAAUUCCUCUCUCGACUCGAUGUCCCUGUCGUGCUGGGGCCACAAGAGAUGCAGGAAGUAGCGAAAUGGGAAUUGAACGGGAGAGAGAUUAAGAAUGUCAUUAAGACGGCAAGGAUUUGGUGUGUUUGCAAGAAGUUCGAGAUGAAUUUGCUGAGGUUGGAGAGCGCUAUUAAAGUUACGGCGCCGCAGGCUACGAAGGCCGAGGUGAUGGCAAAUGGAAAGGCUUAG
Molecule: messenger RNA, 2103 nt
Organism: Venustampulla echinocandica
Lineage: Eukaryota; Fungi; Ascomycota; Leotiomycetes; Helotiales; Pleuroascaceae
Exons: 8
Coding region: 1-2103 (700 amino acids)
Molecular function (GO): ATP hydrolysis activity; ATP binding
Source: RefSeq, a predicted model, not a curated record